Vanessa tameamea is the source of this 2983-nucleotide messenger RNA. RefSeq names its product E3 ubiquitin-protein ligase RNF185-like. The transcript is spliced from 4 exons. The coding region runs from base 273 to 827 and encodes 184 amino acids. NCBI's taxonomy places the organism in Eukaryota, Metazoa, Arthropoda, Insecta, Lepidoptera, Nymphalidae. Gene Ontology annotation, molecular function: ubiquitin protein ligase activity; metal ion binding; ubiquitin-like protein conjugating enzyme binding. Gene Ontology annotation, cellular component: endoplasmic reticulum. Gene Ontology annotation, biological process: ubiquitin-dependent protein catabolic process. The record is from RefSeq and is a predicted model, not a curated record.
AAACUGUUUGACAGAUCAAUCAGACAUCCGUCAAAUUGGGGUUGGGGAGUAUUGUAAUUUGUUUUUCUUAUUUCUAUUUGGAAUAACUUGUCUGUGUUAAAUUUAUUCAGUAAAAAGUGUUUUUCUUAUGGCUUAUAAUCGGAGUGAAUAUUGGAUAGGAAGUGUUUUUUUGUACAAGUUAUAAACUUAAGUUGUCGUGAAUACGAUAAGUGUAGAAAAUAUAUGUUAUUGUGACGUAAUAUUAAAAAAAAGGAUUUUUUGGGCAACUUACAAUGGCAGAAACUAGUGAGCCUAAGGCAAGUGCAUCAGCGCCUGGAGGUGAUGCUGGAGGUGAGGAGGAAAAACGCGACGAGCGUAUGCUGGAAUGCAACAUCUGCCUAGACACGGCACGAGAUGCCGUGGUUAGCAUGUGCGGACAUCUUUUCUGCUGGCCAUGUCUGCACCAGUGGUUAGAAACCCGACCCAGUCGGCAAGUGUGUCCAGUUUGCAAAGCAGCUAUAAGCAGAGAGAAGGUCAUUCCACUUUAUGGCAGAGGAAAUACAAAACAAGAAGACCCUAGAAAUAAGGUUCCUCCUCGGCCGGCGGGGCAGCGCACGGAGCCCGAGAGCAAUAGCGGCUUCCCCGGCUUCGGUUUCGGCGAAGGUUUCCACAUGUCCUUCGGGAUCGGUGCAUUCCCCUUCGGUGUCUUCACGUCGACCUUCAACUUCGGCGACCCUCGGCCUAGUGCUGCUCCGCGCGGCACGGCGCAGUACGAAGAAGAGCAGUUCCUGUCGAAGAUCUUCCUGUGGGUCGCGAUCCUGUUCGUGCUGUGGCUCAUCUUCGCAUGACCACGCCCGCGGCACCGCCCCCCGCCCCGCCGUCGCGCCGCGCCCCCGCGCUCGCCCCGCGCUCGUACCACGCGCGGACGUCGCCGGCGGAACAUCCCAUGCGCCCGGACCCCACUGUCGAUAAACCAUCGAUACUCUCACGAGUUUUUGCAAUGUAUCAAAAUCAACCAUUGAUAGCUCGGCAACGCUAUCGAACGCUGGCCCGAUAGCGUCGGUGUGAGGUCGACGCACACUUGACGGAGUACAGGUGACCUCUGUGGCGCGUCGUGUUGUGGUACGCCGCCUUUAGCACACAAUGAAAACACUUUGUGGAGACAAAAUCAUUUGUUUUGAAUAUGACCUUAAAUAUAAUAAAUAAUUAGCGUCUCCGGUACAUCGUAAAGUGUGCGAGAACCCAAAUACUAAACUGAGUUCAUUGAGCUCUGAAGACUGGUGCUUAUUGCUUCGUCGGUUAUUUGUUGAUUGCCUUUAAGUGUGUUAUUACUAUAUACAUGAGCGGAACGUUCCGUUUCAGUUAGCUUUUUAAAUAUUGAAAUGACGCCCGAUUUGACAACAGAACAGCUGACAUUGAUCUCGAAACUGUGAAAGAAUAUCCGGCGAAGUGUUCUGUACGUCUUAUUAACUAGCAUACUUAGCGUUACAAUUAAACAAACUAUGUUUAAACAUAUGACGAAUAGUACAAAACAUUUUGUUUCAUUUCAACUCCGGUUUUCUGUACUUACUAAAUGAGAAGUAUAUAUUGAUACGAUCACUUUUAAAACGGGCACACAAAUAGUAACAAUAUUAAAGAUGCCUUCUCAUGAUUAAAUCAAUUAUUUAUAAGAACAAUACGAAUUGCGAUAAAAUGUGGCUUUUUUUUCGUGAUUAAUACACAUAAAAAUUAUUACGUUACGAUAAAAAAUUUAAUAAUAAAAAAAUGUAUGUAAAACUUAAACGCGAAUAAACAUAUUUUUUAUUUUUAAGAUAAAUAACUUUUAAGGUGCGUUGAGUACGUUCAUAUUACAGACACGGAAAUUAAAAAAUAUAUAAAUAAUUUUAUUCAACGAUAAAAAACGUUAAUUUAAAAAUUUAUGAUAAUUGUUAAUGAUGAAAGGUUAUAAUCAGAUGUUAAAAUAUUAUUAUAGGUUCUUUUAACGAACUCGUAUUGUAUAAAUAACCUAUUCCCAUCGAAGAAGGAUUAAUAUCUUAAUUUCUGAUAUCCUCUUUAGUUUUACUUUCAAAGUUUCGAUAACAACUUAUGACAUUCAUCAAUUCGAGGUCAGAGUAGUUCAUUAUUGUCUUCACUUGUGAUUAGAAUAGGUUGUAGCCUUAUACUUAACGCGAAAUAUAUCGUCGUCCUUCCGUGCAGUCUCCAAAACAAUUCGAUGAAAGCAGAUAAGACGGUUCUAUCAAGCAUAUUAUAAAUUUAAGUGUUUUUGUGCGAAUUGGUGACUGGUGUGAAUUAUAAAAUAUAGCAUUUCUGAUUGAAAAAGAAUUAAUUGUUGGUGAAAGGAAUAAGGUAGUAAGACUUAUACUAAGGGCUUUAAAAUUAGGUCGUAUUUGAAGUGAAUGAUGUGACAUUUAAACCGUAACGAGUAGCUUAAAUAGAAAAGUAAUUCUUUAAUCACAACAAAGAUUUGAAAAAAAUAUUAUCUCAGAAGCAUAUCGCAAUGACUUGGAUAUUUAAAACGUAAACAAGAUUUAUUAUUUAGAUGUAUUAUCUAUCUAUGAAGACCUAACUUUGUAUAAUAGUUCGUUAUGUUUCUGCUGGGAUAAAGUGCAAAGGCGCGUAUGUGUGUAAGUCUAGCAACACUGAAUUAAAUAAAUUAAUUUGUGGUAUAUAUAUGCACGUUUUUCAUACUUUUCUAUUUAAGUUACUUUUUUUUUAUCGCUCAUACAAAAAAAACUAAGGGGCCUUCAAACCCGUGGCUCGUGAUCAUAUUUCUAAAUUUAGUUUGUAAAUGAUGUUUUGUGUAAAGAAUCGUUUGUAACGUAUGCAGGCGUAACGCUAGUUAUAGUUCAGUUUGGGCCGGGAGGUCGAUGACCCGACACCACGGACGGACAUAUUUUUAUUUUACGAAUUCGGUAGAUUUAUUUGAAUAUUCCUGUAAUAUAAGUGUAUAUAAUUAUUGUCAAAUGUUUAAACUGUAAAUUAUUAAAAUAAACGAUGCUAUCAA